UCUGUAGUGCAGCUCCUGCAGCUGACCUGGGCCUUGGCCACACCCUCUUCCUUCAGUCUCCAGGUGGCCUGGUCUCCCAGGGAUGUGUUGGCUUCUGCCCUUGCCCGCUCUUCUGCGUGAAGAUACAUGAAAAGCUCCAGGCUAGUCAGAGCAGCUGCGGAUGGACGAGAGCCUAGAUGGACAGACGCCGGGAAAGCGGUGAGUAACGGCUGGAAAGCCCCAGCCCUGCAGGAAAGGGACGCUGGGCGGGGCAGCCCUGUGGGCGAAAACGGUGGGACAGACAGACGCAGGGGAAGCUGCCCGCUCCUAGGGUGGGGCCACACGGCCGUGCAGGCGACCUGCGGGGUCUGAGCUUCCAGGACGCCCCCCCCCAGCCCCCAGCCUCCGUCCCGCUGUCCUCGCCCACCUCGGCCGCUUAUCUCAGGAGGGUCACGGUGGCGGUUCCCUCCCUGGGAUGCAGAGCCCCAUACAGACCCCCACCUGGCCCCCCAGCUGCUCUGGACAGAAGCCGAGCCCACCUCACCGGCCCUGCUGCCCGGGUGGGAAAGCAGGGUACCCAGACCCCGUCUGAGUCUCGGAGGCAGUGAGGAUGGGGUGGGGGGACAGGGAGAGGGGAGGAAGGAGACAGGGAGGGGACCAGGGUGGCCUCAGAACCCUAGGGCCUGACUCCGGGACAUGCCUGUCCCCUCCCACCGCCCCCAGCAUCAGCCCCUCCCGGCACCACCAGGCCCCUUCCAGGCAGCCCGCUGCACACUCCCACCCAGGCUCCUGACGCCAAAGCGUCCCCCGAUCUCUUCCCCUCACCGCUUCCUGGGGCCCCAGAGUGCACGGGCCCAGCCCCCACGUCUGAAGGGGAGCCGAGCCCGGAGGAGGGCGCUUUGUUCUCAGUUCCUCUGGUGGGGGCUGCCCUGUCCUCUGCGCCUCCCGCCUUCACCUGAGCUGUGCUCCGCGUGGCCCGAGGCCCUCCCCUCCCCUGGGCAGUGGCUGUCCCGCGAAAGCAGUUACUCCAUCUCACUAAGCCGCGGGCCUGGGCUCCGGCUUCCUGGGACACAGCCCCAGACGCGUGCAGAGAUGCGCGGCGCGUCCGCGCUGGCCCAGAUGUCCAAGCCGCUGCCGCGCCCGCCCUCAGCCGCCUCCGGUCCCGUGAAGCGGCUGCCCGCCGGCCCUCUCUGGGGACCCUGUGGGUGCAGCGUACGUGCCCUGCCGGCCUCACGCUGUCCCUUUUUAGAGCAGUAUUUUCGCCCAGGGAGAUGCCACUGGUCACCCAGCCGCUCCUUACCCGGAGGCCCCAGUGCAGCAGCCUGGGGGUGGGGAGAGCCCCAGCACAGUCCAGCCGAGGGACAAGGACCCCCCCCCCCACUACAUCCACCAACAGGAGCCUUCAGCCCCUCUUCCCUCAGGGGACUCUGGACAUUUUUACCCCCAGCAAGUGGCCAGACAUGGAAUGUUCUCAGGGGACCCCAAAGUGACUCAGGAUUGGAGGGUACUCACAGGAGCUCUGGGGCUGCUGAGCAAACCAGUCCACCUGGGAUUUCAGCUCCGUGGGUGGAGACCCACUCCUGUCCCCCCGCAGUGGAGGGACAUGGGACGCCAGGAUGCUGCCCCACCAGGGAAUGAGGGAGCCCGCCUGGGGGGGGCAUGGGGUGCCCCAGCGGAGUGUGGCCAGCAGACCCACCGUCCCCCAAACAGCACCUCCGCCAGUCUUUGGGGUCCUGGAAGCCCACCACGGUCCUAGCGCUGGGGCAGAGGCUCAGACGUCACGCGUGGUCCCUGUUAAGUUCAGGGUUCGCGCUGGGUCACUGAUAGCCUCCUGGUCCCCGAUCCAGGACUCCCCUGCCUUUAGCCUUUCGCUCCCCACUUCCCGCCUGGCGCCCCGCUUGGUAAUGUGGUUGCUGGCUUACCAUGGAACUGCUCUUAGGAAACGCGGGCUGUAAUCCUGAACCUCGGGCUGGGAGUUCACACCACUGACCUUGACCCUAAUCGUCGAUCUGACUGGGUUUCAUCUCCAUUUUACUGUUGGCUUCGUUUGUCCCCCUGGCUUUUGUCCCUCUUUCCUUGUUCUUAUUUCAAUGUUUGCCGUGUUCAUUUAAAUUUAUCUAUUGACUUUUUGGCUAGAUCUCUUCGUAAUUUUUUAAGUGGUUGCUUCCUGGUUAUAAUAGAACCCUAACCUUUCAGUCUACUUAGCGUUCAUAUUUUGUUAAGAUGUUUGACGUGGACCAUUUUUAAGGCCUUUAUUGAAUUUGUUACAACAUUGCUUCUGUUUUAUGUUUUGGUUUUUUGGCCGCGAGGCAUGUGGGAUCUUAGCUCCCCGACCAGGGAUCAAACCCGCACCCCCUGAACUGAAAGGCGAAGUCUUAACCACUGGACCCCAGGGAAGUCCCUAGGGUUCAUAUUUAGCACUUCAAGUAACACGUAGCAGCCUUACAACCACACAGACCCCUUUCCCUCCUCCCUUCUUUAAAGAUACUGUCCCACUGGCCCUCUGGCCUCCAUGUUGGUUCUUACAUUUUUGGUUGUUUUUAAAAAUUUUGCACCUGUUAUUUUGCGUCUGAUGUCUUUUCAAUGAAUAGACUUUCUAAGACCAGAUCUAGGUUUACAGAAAAAUUGAGCAGGAAGUACAGAGGGCUCCCAUCCCCUUCCCCUGGCUCGCAGGUUCCCGUCGCUAACAUCCUGCAUUAGUGGGGUGCACCUGCUACACCUGAUGGCCUGUGUUGCUACCUUAUUGUUAAUUAAAGUCCACAGUUUGCAUCAGGGCUCACUCUUCUUUUUAAUUAAAAAAAUUUUUAUUUAUUUAUUUUUGGCUGCAUUGGGUCUUUGUUGCCACGCGCAGACUUUCUCUAGUUGCGGUGAGCGGGGGCUACUCUUCACUGCGGUGCGUGGGUCUCUCAUUGCAGUGGCUUCUCUUGUUGUGGAGCACGGGCUCUAGGCGUGCGGGCUCAGUAGGUGUGGCUCGCAGGCUCCAGAGCACAGCCUCAGUAGUUGCAGCGCCCAGGCUUAGUUGCUCUGCGGCAUGUGGGAUCUUCCCGGACCAGGGCUUGAACCCAUGUCCCCUGAAUUGGCAGGCAGAUUCUUAACCACUGCGCCACCAGGGAAGUCCCCAGGGCUCAUUCUUGGUGUUGUACAUUUUGUGGGUUUUGACAAGUGUAUAAUGACAUGAAUCCACCAUUAUGGGACCACACAGAGCAGUUCCAUUGUCUUAAAAGUCCUCUGUGCUCUGUGUACCCAUCCCUCCUCCCCACAGCCCCUAGCAACCUUUUUCUGUCUCCAGUUUUGCCUUUUCCAGUAGGCCAUAUGUUAGUAUCACACACUGUGUAACCUUUUCAGACCAACUUCUUCUACUUAGCAAUACACAUUCAGCAUUCCUCAUGUCUUUCUGUGGCCUCCACGGUGUUGGAUGAGAAAUCAGUGGUCGUGUGAACUGCUCUUCCCACAUGUGUAAUGUAUCAUUUUUCUUUAGCUGCUUUCAAGACUUUUUCUCUGUCCUUGUUUCUUAGCGGUUUACUUGUGAUGUGUCUGGGCAUAUGGCGUUCUUCGACUUCAGCCUGUUUGCGAUUUGCUGAACUCGUGGAAACUGUACAUUUGCUUCUUCCCCCAAAUUCGGGACAUUUUGUGCUCUUAUCACUUCAGAUAUUUUUCUGCACCAUUUUUUCCUCAUCUCCUCUGGGACUCAAAUGACACAAAUGUUAGAUAUUGUCCCACAGAUCCCAAAGGCUCUGUUCAUUUUCUUUUUCAGUUUUAUAUUCCUCUCUGCUGUUUAGCUUGGAACUUUUCUGUUGAUCUAAGUUCACUGACUCUUUCCUGUCAUUGCCAUUCUGCUAUUAAAAGUUGUCGAUGAAAAUAAUCAAUAAACAAUCAAUAAUAAGACUAGAAAAGAGUUUUAUUUGAGUCAAACUGAGGACUAACCUGGAAGCCCACUUCCCAGAUUAUGCUGAGAAACUGCUCUGGAGAAGCAGGGUUUUUAGCAGUUUUCUAUCUUGUCAGAACAAAGAACAUUAGCAAGUCAGGGAUACAUUUCUUUAAGGUUUCAAAAAAAAAACAGACUGGCACGUACCCAGCGAAUCAGUGUGGACUUGGCACCUGAGAGGAAGGCUUAUCAUCAAAGGAGGACCAGUAUUGGCCUCCCAAGAAGAGGGGCAUUUAAUCUUUUCUUUUUUUUUUUUUGCGGUACAUGGGCCUCUCACUGCUGUGGCCUCUCCCGUUGUGGAGCACAGGCUCCAGACACGCAGGCUCAGUGGCCGUGGCUCACAGGCCCAGCCGCUCCACAGCAUGUGGGAUCUUCCUGGACCGGGGCACGAACCCGUGUCCCCUGCAUCGGCAGGCAGACUCUCAACCACUGCACCACCAGGGAAGCCCUAAUCUUUAUUUUUAACAUGGACAUUGUUUACUUCUGGUCAGUGUGCUCUUUUCUUUAAUAAUUAAAGCAGAUGUACAGUGUAUGUUCGAUAGGCCACAAACAGGCUGUUCUAGUCAGCAUCAAAAUCAAGUUAACUCAUGCAUAAGCCAGAACGGCUUUCCCGUAUCUCAAUAUGUGAAAAUUUCUUUUAUCAAAAUCCACCCAGUGACCUUUUAAAAUUUCAGAUGUUUUAUCUUUCAGCUCUAAGGUUUCUAUUCAGUUCUUUUUUGUUGUUCCUAUUUUUCUACCAAGAAUUUCUAUCUUUCCAUUCAUUUCAAGUGUAUUUUACUUUACCACCUGGGGCAUAGUUACAACAGGUGCUUUGAAGUCUUUGUCAGAGAACGCCAGCACCUGGGUCAUCUUGGGGGCAUCUAGCGAUUGUCUUUCUCUUGAGAAUUUUGUGGUUCCUUGUAUGUGGCGUAAUGUUGGAUUGCAUCCUGGACCUUUUCAAGAUUAUGUUGUGUAGACUCUGGGUCUUGUUAAAAACCUCCGGAAAAUGUUGGUUUUUCUUUUUCUUUUCUUUUUUUUUUUUUUGCGGUACGCUGGCCUCUCACUGUUGUGGCCUCUCCCGUUGCGGAGCACAGGCUCCGGACGCGCAGGCCCAGCGGCCAUGGCUCACGGGCCCAGCCGCUCCGCGGCAUGUGGGAUCCUCCCGGACCGGGUCACGAACCCGCGUCCCCUGCGUCGGCAGGUGGACUCUCAACCACUGCGCCACCAGGGAAGCCUGGUUUUUCUUUUUUUAAGCAAGCAGUGCAUCCACUUGGGUCAGACCAUAAGUUCCAUCUCACCUCCUGUGGGCCGUGGUCUCCAUCCCAGUUCAGCUGUCAAGGUCUUUGCUGUGCUGCUGUAGGUCAGUCCCAAGCAGGGUUCAGCAGAGAGCCCAGGAUGGGACCAGCUUCAUACACAGAAUCAGGAAUCCUCUUCUCCAGCUCCUUCCUCUCCAGGAUUUCUCCCACAGUCUUCAGCCCACGAGGACCGCUUUUCCUCUUCCUCUGUCCAAUGAUGGAGCUCCUCCCAGAGCGGGGGCUGCUCCUGUCUCACUGUUGUGAGUAGCAGGCUUUCUCCUUCACCAGGAGCAGAAGCCCACACUUGACGGUGCAAAGUCAUUUUAACUGGUGUAGCUGGUACAAUACUUUUAGGCCACUAGAUUCAAGUGUGUAAAAAUUGUAACUGUAUUCUUCAGAGAAUCGGUUUAACCUGUGUUUGGAAACCUCCAUUCCCACUGAUGGCAAGAAAUAAAUCUUAGUCAGAUCAGAGGAAACCAUGUCUUUUGUACUUUAUUACAUCUAGAAUUUUCUCUUUCCCCCAUCUUGCUGGUGAAUAGUGAUAUAGAGGUUGGUCAGUGGGUGAUUCUAGUGAGUUUCUGGGCUGCCUGGAGAUAGCGGUGGGAGGGGCUGCCGUGGUUCACCCUCCCAAAAACCUGUUCCGGAGGCAACUCCACGGGUGGGGCUCCAGCUACGAGGGGUUUGACUCCAGUUACAAAGCUGCCCCGGUGACCACAGAAGCCGUGUGCUGUCUGUGGGGUCUCUCUGGCCCUCCCAAAGUGCCAUGUAGGAUGGAGAGCAGUGGGGUGACCAGCUGCAGCUCCUGGAGACGACCACGUGCGUCCACCUGUGCCCAGGCCGUGCACACCCCUCGUGGGCUGGGAGCUCGGGGCCUGCAGGCAUCCUGCUGCUGACCUCCCCCUGUGGGCUCUGUCCUGAACUGUGGGAAGGUCAUGGGGUUGGUCAAGCCCAUCAUUUGCCUCAAAUCUGGGGGGCAGUGCCACAGCAGGUACUGGUGGCCAUCCCUGUGACCUGCCUGUCCUGGCUGUCCUAGAUCUGUGUAUGUUUUAGUUUACUUUAAAUCACCUAGUGAUUAAAUAAUUACAUAACCACUGUCCAUUCCUGCCCAAGUCUUCCCAUGCAAGGGGAGCUCCAGGAAGAGGGAUCAUGUCCACGUGGCUUCAUGCACUGCCUGGCACACCAGGGUCCACGGGGGGCUGGCCCUGAGACCCGGGCCCGUGAAUGCCACGCUCCGGCCGGCUCAUCUCUUGGGAGCAUUGAGGAUGUGGCUGUCAUUGUGCAGACUGAACAGAUGUUGGGAGAGGUGAUGGGACUCCAGAAGCUGAGCUCCAGCAGGGAUAGGCCGCAGACGCUGGGGUUUAACCCGGAAGCCCACAAACCUGUGGAGAUACGGACAGAAAAACGCUGAAAGUUUCCAGGAAGCAGCAACUCUGACACUGUUUGCAGGGAGGUGGGUGGCUAAUGCCAGGUGUGGCCAGGGGACUGCAGAAGAGGGUCCUGGAUUUGGCCUGGGGAGGGAGAGCCCAGGUGAAUCUGCAGAGCAGGGAGGCCCAGGCGUGGCCGUAGUCCAGCGGGUGUCACCGGAGGACUGAUCAGCUGCUCUAGAAGGCAGCGCGGUCCUGGCCGAGCCACACGGGUCCUUCCCCGACCAGCUGGCACGUUAUCCAGACGGUGGCGAGGACACGGCAUCCACGCGAAACCUGUGAGGCUGCCAGGCCUCGAUCUGGGGCGAAGCCUUGAAUUUUCCUCUUGGCAGAGCCGGACUCGGAGGAACACCAGCUGCCAACACAGCAGAAGGAAAACCUGUUUCCUUUACGUUCGUAGGAAGAAAACUAAAGUUCAGAACAAGCGCCUGAUAAACCACUAGGCAGACUCAUCAAGAAGAAGAGGGAGAGGACUCGACUCCAUAGAAUCAGAAAUGAAAAAGGAGAAGUUACAGCAGACACCGCAGAAAUACAAGGCAUCCUGAGAGACUGCUACAAGCAACCGCGUGUCGAUAAAAUGGACAACCUGGAAGAAAUGCACAAAUUCUUAGAAAGGUAUAACCUUGCAAGACUGACAGGAAGAAAUAGAAAAUAUGAACAGACCAAUCACAAGUAAGGAAAUUGAAACCGUGAUUAAAAAUCUUCCAGCAAACAAAAGUCCAGGACCAGAUGGCUUCGCAGACGAAUUCUAUCAAACAUUUAAAGAAGAGCUAACACCCACCCUUCUCAAACUCUUCCAAAAAAUUACAGAGGAAGGAACACUCCCAAACUCAUUGUAUGAGGCCACCAUCACCCUGAUACCAAAACCAGACAAAGGUACUACAAAAAAAGAAAAUUACAGACCAAUAGCACUGAUGAAUAUAGAUGCAAAAAUCCUCAACAAAAUACUAGCAAACAGAAUCCAACAACACAUUAAAAGGAUCAUACACCAUGAUCAAGUGGGAUUUAUCCCAGG
Messenger RNA from Orcinus orca (killer whale), 7617 nucleotides. RefSeq names its product proline-rich protein 36-like. NCBI's taxonomy places the organism in Eukaryota, Metazoa, Chordata, Mammalia, Artiodactyla, Delphinidae. The record is from RefSeq and is a predicted model, not a curated record. Bases 676 to 1617 code for a protein of 313 amino acids. The transcript has 2 exons.